Carassius gibelio (silver crucian carp) is the source of this 2069-nucleotide messenger RNA. RefSeq names its product neuronal differentiation 4 (gene neurod4). Gene Ontology annotation, molecular function: protein dimerization activity. Gene Ontology annotation, biological process: nervous system development; regulation of DNA-templated transcription. The record is from RefSeq and is a predicted model, not a curated record. Lineage: Eukaryota; Metazoa; Chordata; Actinopteri; Cypriniformes; Cyprinidae. Bases 226 to 1275 code for a protein of 349 amino acids. The transcript has 2 exons.
AGUGCGCUUCAGUGAGGCAUAAGACGCGCUGACGCACCAAUGGAGAGCUAACGGACCUGCACUGGCGCAGACGGACUUGACACACAAACCAUCAGCGGGGAGUCUGGAACUUUGUUUUUCUAUUUUUUUGUUUUACAGCAUUUCUUUGAAACAUUUUGACAGUGUGUUCAGGCUUUCUUACCACCUUUUUCAAGUUUUAUUGAAGUGGCGCAUUAACAGAUCACAAUGAUGACCAAACCUUAUGGAAAACCAGGGGAUGUGACUGAGCUUGUCAGCUCUCUUGGAUGGAUGGAGGAAGACCUCAGCUCACAGGAUGGUGACCAGACACCUGAGAUCGGUCACUAUGCCCUACACAGGAGACCUGUGGAGCUUGGCAGUGAGGAUAUGGAGGAAGAAGAGGAGGAGGAAGAGGAAGAAGUUGGUCUGGAUGGAGAAAAGGUACCCAAGCGAAGAGGUCCUAAAAAGAAGAAAAUGACCAAAGCCAGACAAGAACGUUUCCGUGCCCGACGCGUCAAGGCCAAUGCCAGGGAACGCUCACGCAUGCAUGGGCUAAACGACGCAUUGGACAACUUGCGGAGCGUCAUGCCUUGUUACUCCAAGACCCAGAAGCUCUCCAAAAUCGAGACCCUGCGGCUGGCCCGCAACUACAUCUGGGCUCUGUCAGAGGUUCUGGAGAGUGGCCAAUCACCCGAGAGCCAUGGUUUUGUGGAGAUGCUAUGCAAGGGGCUUUCGCAACCUACCAGCAACCUUGUGGCAGGCUGCCUCCAACUUGGACCCUCGUCCAUGCUGAUCAACAAACUGGAUGAAAAGUGUGGGAUUCCAGGAGUAGGUGGUCCACAGGGUCACCCCAUUAGCUAUCCUUCACCAGGACUUCCCAGUCCACCCUAUGGCUCAUUGGAGGCCUCACACUUGCUCCAUCUGAAGGGCUUCAAGGGGGCAAACUAUGAGAACUCCUCACCCAAUGAAUGUAGCAGCGGCACGCCACCUUAUGAUGGUCCUCUUACUCCGCCACUCAGCAUCAGCGGCAACAUCGCCCUCAAGCAGGAGCCGUCGCCGCAUGAGGCUGAGAGGAACUUUACACCUCACCCGACCCACGCGGCUCAUUACAUCUCCUCACACCCUUACCCACCUUCCUCCUUGGCUGGUCUUCCAGCUCCUCAGGGUCACCCGAUGUUCCCAGGCUCCCGUUUUGAGCUUCCUUUAGACAUAGCAUUCGAGUCGUUUACCCCUUCACACAUUGUGACAUCACAGAUGAGCAGCAUUUACAGUGAAUGAACAGAAAUGACCACCAGAGACACUCAGCAAUUCUGCCUCCUGCUCCUCAGUGUGCCUCCAGUGGGGUAGCACAUUUAAGGAGACGCUUUGCAUGUAUCCUGUCUGAUCCCUUAAGAGACCAUAGUGGUCACUGAGAGAGAGUAUCUGAAACACAACCUACCUGUGGCAACUGAAGUACUGAGAAAGAAAUGCAUAUUUUUUUUGUUAAGUUAUUCUUGUUUCUGUCUUGACUGAGUUUGUUACUUCUUUAAAUGUUAUUUUUAAUUGAUCUGGGAUUUGUAUUCUGUAUACACUUGAUGUUCUUCACCUCAAAUAAGAUGACGACUUUGAUGCACAUGCCAUAAAAGUGUAUCAAAAUUGACACAAAGUCAAGCUUUUUAGAUGCAUACAGAGAGUAAGAGCCUCAGUUUUUUUCCCAGCAUUGUUCAACCAGAUGCUGAUUUUCCACUAAACAAAACACACAAAACAUAAAUAAAUAAAAAGAAAGAAUGAAGGAAAAGGACAAAUUUAGUACAUUACAUUUGCCAUAAAAAAAUGCAUUUAUUUAUGACUGUAUUUAAUAUUUAUUUUGGUGACAGUUGUAUGUUUUGAAACAAUUUGUCAGCACUGUUUUUAUUGGUUCGUUGGUACACUGCCAGUCACUGCUACCAAUAUUCAUAAAGUAUCUAAUUUAUUUAUUGGAAUUCAUUCAGUUUAAUGUAUUUUUGUCAUUCUCCACAAUGUUUGUAAUUUUGCUCAAGCGUUUGUAAAUAUUUACCUGUUCCGCACUUAAUAAAAUAAAUAUUCUUAUAUAA